Opisthorchis viverrini is the source of this 1926-nucleotide messenger RNA. RefSeq lists its product as hypothetical. The transcript is spliced from 4 exons. Bases 1 to 1926 code for a protein of 641 amino acids. The record is from RefSeq and is a predicted model, not a curated record. Lineage: Eukaryota; Metazoa; Platyhelminthes; Trematoda; Opisthorchiida; Opisthorchiidae.
AUGGGCGGACGUGGAGAGUCAGAAGGGAUUCUGCAGACAAGUAAGGUAUUGUACCAGCUUACGUUCACCAUCUUGAAAGUCUUCAAGAAAGAAUCCGAAUGGAAGGAAUUGUUCCUCUCUGAAAUUCAGCGCCUUACGGCACUUUCGGCCGAACAUCAGAAAGAGUUAAAUGAAAAGUGCGAUCAACUUGAGCAACUAAAGAAGGCGUUCACACACAAUCUCAAUGCCAUGAAAGAACGCGAUUCCGCGAUUCAUCUUCUGAAAUCACAAAUUUCGGACUUGAGGAAAUGGUUAAGGUCAGAACUUACCAACCGCAUGAUCCGUUGUUCGAACCCAACCUCGGUAUCUCCACUGCUCCUGCCAAGGCCUGGGCAACAUGGAAGCAUCUCAGCCUUCGUGCUUCCUUCUGGUGGCAUGGCAACUUUGUACGAAAAAGAUAUUCUUCUAACUGAAAUGAAAUCAUCCGUAGACCAAUAUCAGUCCCAGCUUGACUUGGCUACAUCGACGGAAAAGCAGUUGCGUUCUGAACUGGAGGCCUGUAGAAAAAACAAUACUAGUCGUGAAUUGGAACUGCGUCAACAACAUGCGGACAGUUUGCAUGCAGUCAGGCAGAUUCAACUGGAAGAAAAAGCUCAGCUGCAGGCAACGAUAGCACGCUUGCAAGUUGAGAUAGAGGCAGAGCAGCUACGUUCGGUCACGGAACUGGAAGCAACAGUUGAGAAGGUGUGUAGCGAAGCUGAGAAGGCUGCAGCGAACGCUGGACAAAAGCAACUGGGCCUCGAACUACAACUCAAUAUGCUUGAAGAGAUGAAGAAGCGUGCAGUGUGCGCCAAAGAAGAGGCUAUGAGGCAGGUCGAUACAAAAAAGGCGGAAAUAAAUGACCUUCAAAUACAAUUGGCACGCACCCAAAAGGACAAUCAGUCACUGACCAUGAAAAUCCGCGAACUGGAAUCAAAGUAUGCUGCCAGCAAGGAGAUUGUUGCUACAAUGGAAGCUUCGCACAGACAAGAACAAAACAAAUGGAAAUCUGGAGCGGAUAUCACCUCGUGUAAAAACGAAUUGGACUCUGUCCUUCAGAGAAACGAGGAAACUAGGAUUGCCUUUGAAGCUGAGAAACGUGAGCUUUUGGAAGCGCUUUCAAGAGCCAGGGAAGAGACUCGAGUGGCUUUAGAGUCCCUCAAGGAAGCGGACGCAAGCCGGAAAAUGAUGGAUAAAAACGCUCGCAUUGCCCGAACUGAAGCCGAACGUCUGCGCAAGGAUCUUGAACAAGCGUUGACAACAGCUGUAAGUGGGAAAUCUCCAACCGUUAGCUGUAAACAUGAAUAUCUGAUCGAACAACUUAAUCGAUUACAAAACCAUUGUGAGCAACUAGAACAAGAAAAUGACCGCCUUCGUAAAUCUGUCAAUAUGAUGAGCGAAGAAGCCAGUCAGGUAGUUCAACAACAAACGAAGCAAGUUCCGCUUGGAUCUUCGUCAGACAGUCAUGCUGACAUUAAGGUGUACCAAAAAAAGUUGCAUGUCGCUGUCAACAUUAUCCGUCAGUUGGCACGAGAAAAACAAGCACUGACAGAACUCAGCAACCGUCUGCAUGCACAAGUUCGACAGCUCGAGAAUGCAGAACAUGCAUUUGAUGGAGAGAAAGGUGAAAGGUUAAUGGAAGAAACAAAUCCGCCUCAUAGUACUCGUGAAGCCAGUAGUAUCGUGCCGGACAUUUGUGUUGGCGAUUAUGACGAUGCCAUAUCCUCCAUUAUAGGAAAAGAGUCGGUCUCCGCUAUUUUUCACUUGCUGGAUGAAAAUGCAUCCCAACUGAGCGAUCCCCGUAAUCCGUCUUCUUAUCCUGGACCCCCUAAUCUUGUGGUCUGUGGUGGUCAAAAGCCGCUACGGUUUCGUGGCCCCAGAACAGUGAAUACUCCUAAACCCAGGUGA